Rotaria sp. Silwood1 is the source of this 258-nucleotide messenger RNA. Lineage: Eukaryota; Metazoa; Rotifera; Eurotatoria; Philodinida; Philodinidae. The record is from the annotation of a GenBank genome assembly.
AUGGAUUGUGGAAGUACUGGUUCAGUAUGUUCAUCUAUAAAUAUUGAAGAAAAACGUUCUACCAUUAAACUUGAUACUAUUCGGACAAUAGAAAAUCAAAUGCAAAAACAAUGGUUCGAUAAAAAAUUUUUUGAAGCCAAUGCUCCAACUCAAUGGAUCGACAAUUCAAAUAAAUAUUUUGUUACAUUUCCAUAUCCUUAUAUGAAUGGUCGUCUUCAUCUUGGUCAUACAUUUUCAUUAUCAAAAUGCGAGGUAUAG